UCCAAAAGAAGAAUCCAUCAUGGCGUACAGAAACAGAGAACGAAAGUGGGCAAUCGAUUUUAUGACUGAAAGAAAUUAUGAUACAGUUGAUUCCUCUGCUAGAUCUGUUGUUUCAACAAGACACAGAGUGGUCCCAUCUAGCAAUUUGCUGUACCCAGUGGGCUUCGUCCAGGAAGGAAUCAUGCAAGAACGCGCACAGGAUGGCGCUGAUCAAAACCUCAUUGUAAAGAGAUCCUGGGAUAUAGCACUUGGACCCAUCAAGCAAGUGCCAAUGAACAUGUUUAUAAUGUGGAUGGCCGGCAAUUCCAUUUCUAUUUUCCCCAUCAUGAUGGUCGGCAUGAUGUUUUUCAGGCCAAUUCAGGCAUUGUUUGGAAUUCAGAAUACUUUCAAGAUGAUCGAAGGCGACCAGGCCAUUCUGCAGAAGCUGGUUUACUUGGUGGGCAACGUGCUGUGUUUGGCGAUGGCUGUUUACAAAUGUUCCGUGAUGGGACUUCUUCCUUCACACGCAUCUGACUGGUUAGCAUUCGUACAACCACAAGAGAGAAUGGAAUGGUCUGGUGGUGGAGUUUUACUUUGAUUUCUACUAUUUUUCCAAUUGCAAUUUGUAAAUAAAGAUUAUUAAGGAACUCUCA
Messenger RNA from Gigantopelta aegis, 632 nucleotides. RefSeq names its product ER membrane protein complex subunit 4-like. Gene Ontology annotation, biological process: protein folding in endoplasmic reticulum. The transcript has 5 exons. NCBI's taxonomy places the organism in Eukaryota, Metazoa, Mollusca, Gastropoda, Neomphalida, Peltospiridae. Gene Ontology annotation, cellular component: EMC complex. The record is from RefSeq and is a predicted model, not a curated record. Bases 20 to 577 code for a protein of 185 amino acids.